Messenger RNA from Ustilago hordei, 1698 nucleotides. RefSeq lists its product as uncharacterized. NCBI's taxonomy places the organism in Eukaryota, Fungi, Basidiomycota, Ustilaginomycetes, Ustilaginales, Ustilaginaceae. The transcript has a single exon. Gene Ontology annotation, molecular function: transmembrane transporter activity. Gene Ontology annotation, biological process: transmembrane transport. The coding region runs from base 1 to 1698 and encodes 565 amino acids. The record is from RefSeq and is a predicted model, not a curated record.
AUGGAGAACAACAAAGUCGAGGAGGUCAAACAGACCGUCCAGGCUGACAUCAAGGGCGAAAAGACCUCUCAGCAGGUCAAGCCCGCUAAUGACGGCCAGCUCGAGAAGCAGAUGACCCCCGAGUCACAGGAACUCGCCCGUCCCGAUGGCAUGUCGGUCGACGACGUCUACGAGCGCAAGGUCUACAUCCUCAACAAGGUCAUGAACGAGCACAUCGGCAUGGGCAAGGUCCAAUGGUCCCUUUUCCUCCUCUCCGGUUGGGGCUGGAUGGCUGACAACCUCUGGCUUCAGGGUGUUGCCAUUAUUCUCCCACAGGUGCAGCGUGAAUUCAACAUCACCACUUCCGUCCGUUGGAUGACUUUCGCCCUCUACUGUGGUCUUAUUUGCGGUGCCGCUAUCUGGGGUAUCCUUGCCGAUGUCAUCGGUCGCCGUCCCUCGUUCAACAUCACUCUUUUCAUUGCUGGUGUCUUUGGUAUCGCAGGUGGUGCCGCUCCCAGCUUUGUCGGUCUCGGUGGUCUGCUUGCCGCUCUCGGUUUUGGUCUCGGCGGUAACUUGCCCGUCGACGGAAUGAUGUUCCUCGAAUUCGUCCCCGCCGAUAAGCAAUAUCUCCUCACCCUCCUUUCGGUCUUUUGGUCGCUCGGUCAGCUCCUUGCUUCGCUCGUUGCAUGGGCCUUCAUCGCCAACUACUCCUGUGACGGUAACCAGACCAACACUCCCGGUGAGGGCACCGUUCCUUGCGAUGUUUCCCAGAACAUGGGCUGGCGAUACACCUUCUACACCCUCGGUGCAUUCACUUUCGUCAUGUUCAUCUGCCGAUUCUUCGUCUUCCGCCUUCCCGAGUCGCCCAAGUUCUAUCUCUCUAAAGGCCGUGACGCCGAGGCCGUUGCCGUUCUCAAGGAGAUCGCUCGUCGCAACGGCAGGCCUCUUGGUGACGACAUCAUCUCUGUCGAGAUCUUCCGUUCUGCCGCUGGACAGGAGGCUGAUAUGGACGUUCGUGAGGUCGAGGAGGAGCCCAAGGGCCUUAAGGGCCUUGCUUCGGCACCUCGCCGAUUCGUUGAUGGCUUCCGCAACGUUUCCUUCACCCCCGAUCUUUCGCACGUCAGGCCCCUCUUCUACGGCUGGAGGAUGGCAACCACAACCUCGAUUCUCUGGGUACUUUGGUCGCUCAUCGGUCUCGCCUACCCGCUCUACAACGCUUUCCUUCCCAUCUACCUUUCCGAGGCUCAGGGUGUUGAAGACACUUCUUCCGUCAAUGUUACCUACCGCAACUACGCCAUCAUCUCGAUCUGCGGUGUUCCCGGUUCCAUCAUUGCUGCAUGGAUGGUUGAGCUUCCCAAGUCGGGCCGACGCGGCGCUCUCGGUAUCGGUACCGUCCUGACUGGUGUCUUCCUCUUCCUCUUCACCACCGCAUCGAACCAGGGCGCUGUUCUCGGCUUCAACUGCGCCGCAGCUGUUGUACAGAACGUCAUGUAUGGUGUGCUCUAUUGCAUUACUCCUGAAGUUCUGCCUGCUCCCCACCGUGGUACUGGUGACGGAAUCGCUGCUGCGCUCAACCGUAUCUUCGGUGCCAUGGCUCCUAUCAUCGGUAUCUAUGCCGGCGGCACUGCUCCGCUUUACGUUGCAGCUUCGCUCUUUCUCUUUUCGGGUGUGCUUGCUUUCUUCAUUCCCAUCGAGUCGCGCGGCAAGAGCGCCCUCUAA